Molecule: messenger RNA, 1368 nt
Organism: Uloborus diversus
Lineage: Eukaryota; Metazoa; Arthropoda; Arachnida; Araneae; Uloboridae
Exons: 4
Coding region: 1-1368 (455 amino acids)
Source: RefSeq, a predicted model, not a curated record
AUGCAGAUAAGGGUUUGGAUCACUGUCUUCUUUAUUGGAAUACUUCGAUCUUUUGCUUCUGGUGAGCGAUUCUCGAAAGAAAUUGUGUCUUAUUCCAACAAAACAGAUACUACGCAAGCUGUUUUGCUGCCCCCCGGCUUCGAUCUUACCGAGAGUGUACAAAAAGGGAAGAAAGCAGUGAAAGCACAAACCACUUCAAAAGCCUUGAAGUCAGUUACUAAACCAGAGCUGGGUAUGACACAUGAAGUUACUGUAAACUAUCCAACUCGAUCUAGUGGCCAAGUCCAGAGUCUUCGAGUUCCCAGAGAUGACGUAUCGAGAACAUACAACUAUCGAAAAACGAAGGGCAAAAAAGUGCAACCUGGACAAUUUGCAAGUAAAGGUAAAACUUCUCCAAAAAGAGGCAAUAAUUGGAAAUUAUGGCCUGAGUACGUAAAAAAUGCCAUGGUUCCCAGUGAUUCUAAAAUUGCUUGGAGUUAUUGGGAAGCUGACGAAAGUGAGGAACCUGAUGAUGCUGAUGACAGCAUGAUGCCUAUGAUGCCUACAACUAAAGCAACAACUACAACUGCUGCUACCACCACCACCACAACUACAACGACAACAACAGCAGCUCCCGCAACAACAACAACUAAAGGCCCUAAAGCUCCAGUAACAAUCUACAAACAUUUUCAUUAUUUUAAGAAAGCAGCACCUUGGAAAGGUGACGCCAUGCCAAUGACGAUGCCGAUGCCUAUGCCAACUCCAAUGCCGAUGAGCAUGGAAGAAGUGAUGAAAAUGACAGAAGAUAUGAUGGAUGAUAUGAUGAUGAAGAACAUGAUGAUGAAGAGCAUGAUGAUGCCACCGCCGGAAAUGGAGAAGAAAGGCAUUUCUGGGUUUUGGGAUAAGUUAUCCAAAGUUGAACCAAUCACUGUACUCGUUGCUGGCAUUAUUCCAGCUAGUUUGAUUCUCGCAGCGGCUUUGCCAUCAGUUAUGACCAAAAUGAUGUGGAUGAAAGGAGAGAUGAAUGGAAGUGGAGGGCCAACCAUGUCUACAAUUACCACAACAGCAGUCGGUCCACCAGGAAUGGACAUGACAGGCACCCGCUACAGAUCAAGUGAAUCGAUAGCAUCUUUCAUUGAAGCUGCAAGUGAUUUUGGUUUCAAAGCUCUGGAAAAGCCUCAAUGUGCCAGACAACUGUUUUGCCGACUAGCUAAGAACACGAUUAUGACAGAUUCACCAACACUGCAGAGAGCGAUACAAGUGGCCACCAUUGCGAUGGAAAACUCAUGGUUGGAUCAUCUUGGAGUUCAAGAUAUAUUCAGGUCAUUGACUGAUGGUACUUGCAAUGAUGAUGAUUGUGAGUCGACGCCAAGAAAUAUUGAUUCAUGA